Molecule: messenger RNA, 2864 nt
Organism: Exaiptasia diaphana
Lineage: Eukaryota; Metazoa; Cnidaria; Anthozoa; Actiniaria; Aiptasiidae
Product: beta-hexosaminidase
Exons: 10
Coding region: 137-2728 (863 amino acids)
Biological process (GO): carbohydrate metabolic process; ganglioside catabolic process; glycosaminoglycan metabolic process
Cellular component (GO): membrane
Molecular function (GO): beta-N-acetylhexosaminidase activity; polysaccharide binding
Source: RefSeq, a predicted model, not a curated record
GCUGGUCACACAACCGAAUUGUAUCAGUAUUAUACAUCAUGAACAUAGCAACGUAAAACAGAGCUUCAUAUUCUUCCAGUAAAAAGACGGCAAUAUAAGAAGGAUCUCGUUAUUGCCACGUGUUCGUCUGUUUAAAAUGGCAUUUGGUCGUUCGUGGUUCUGGGCCUUUCGUUUAUUAAGGAAAAGAGACAAAUGUCUUAUUCUUUUGACUAUUGCAUUGACUUUUCUUGGAUUUCGUCGAUUUUGGCAGCAUUUUCAACUUCGACAGAAGGAAACUGCCUACAAUGACGUCACCGAACUUAUUGCAAAGUCUACUAAUUCUGCCCAUUUAAUCCAACUAUCUAAAGACAUCAAGAUUUUUUACAAAGUCAAAAUAAAUAACGGCUGGCAUAAUAACAUCAAUGUAAUAACCAUUUUCAAUAGUGGAACAACUUCUAUCUUUCUUGGAAACUCUGUACUUUAUUUUUGCAAUAUGAAAACUAUUCACGAAACUUCCAACGAACUUUUAAAAGUCUCUCACAUCGAUGGAUGUUUAUACAAAAUAGAACCGGUUUCUAAAAGCCUUAAGAUUCAUCCCAAUCAAGAAAUCAGUCUGGAACAUAAAACCAAAGUCUACGCUGCAAGUCGUACGGAUGUUAUGCCCAAUUGGUUUUUUGUUGGUCCAAAUAAUGAAAUCAGUGUAGUGGAAAACACUGCUGGGGAGGGGCUAAAAUUUAUAUCAAACUUCACGACGAAGGAUCAGUGGAAGCGAGAACCUGGUGACGAGAACGAUCCGUAUACGCCAGAGGAGCGUUAUCAUAUAAUAGGGUUUGAUAUCCCAGAGGAGACGCCAUUGCCUGUCGUUAUUCCUCAGCCAUUAAAUGUCAUGAACCUCGACAGGACAAAAACAAUGAUUAUAGACAAAUCUUGGAGUAUAUACGGCGAGCAAGGACUAGAAAAUGAAGCGUCUUUUAUAAAAGCAUUUUUUCACAUUCUGGAUUCAGCAGCAUCGUCUAAAGAUCACAAAACAAAACAUAUCGUUCUGAUAACUGGCGACCCGCAAGUGGACACUGGAAAAUCUCUGGAUGAGUCUUAUGUACUCACAAUCAAUACCGCAGACCAAUUCAUUGAAAUUAUUGGAAAAUCUAAAACUGGCGUGUUUUAUGGUAUCCAGACGUUGAUUUCUUUGGCAGAUGAAAAAGGUGCAGUACCUAUGGUAACAAUUAAAGAUGCCCCCAGAUUUAAUUAUCGUGGAAUGCAAGUUGAUGUUAGUCGUAAUUUUAUGCAUAAAGAGGGCAUUCUGCGUCUUCUUGAUGCCAUGUCUAUGUAUAAAUUGAACAAAUUCCACUUUCAUUUGAGUGACGAUGAAGGAUGGAGGCUUGAGAUACCUGGACUUCCUGAGCUCACAGAGAUUGGCUCAAGGAUGUGUUAUGACACAGAAGAACUCAAAUGUCUCUCUGUGCAAAUGGGUGCCAAUCCAAUCACUUCCACAAAACCCCACUUCUACACCAUCAAAGAUUACCAAGAAAUUCUCCAGUAUGCUAAUAAACGCCACAUUCAGGUUAUCCCCGAGUUUGAUAUGCCUGCACAUUGUAAUGCAGCUAUAAAGUCCAUGGAAGCAAGAUACCGGACGUACAAGAACAGAGGAAAUCUUGCUGCAGCUGAAGAAUUUCUCUUGACUGAAUUCGACGACACCUCUAAAUACUCUUCCAUUCAAGGRUACAAACACAACACCAUAAAUCCUUGCUUAGAAUCCACAUACAAGUUCAUCACMCACGUUAUCAAAGCUCUUAAYGACAUACAUGAGAAACAUCAGAAGCUCACCGUAUACCAAUUUGGKGGCGACGAAAUUCCUAAUGGUGCUUGGGGAGAUUCACAYGCCUGUUCAAAGCUCAUCAGUAAAGGCGAAUACAAUACUUUGAAAGAUCAAUUGAAAGAGCAUUUUGUUAAACGUGUAGGAGCUAUAGCAGACUCUUUUGGUCUGACAUUCGGUGGUUGGGAUGACUUCUUCUCUGUUAAGGAGAAAAUCUUUCCAAAGAAAGAUGUCAUGGUAUGGUCGUGGAACGAUUUGCCGCAACUUAAUGGAGGGGAGAAGGCAUACCAACUUGCAAACGCAGGAUAUAAGGUUGUGCUAGCCCAUGCAUCUCAUCUCUAUUUCGACCAUCCACAAGAACCUGACCCGGAAGAACGUGGCUUUUUCUGGGCGACACGUUUCACUGACACACGCAAAGUCUUUGAAUACAUUCCUAAUUUCUGCAAGACCGCUGGUCAAUGCAACGACGCAAGCGCUGAAAAUAACAUCUAUGGAAUUACGGGUUGUCUGUGGGGUGAAACGGUGAGAACCGUCGACCAAAUGGAGUAUAUGGUUUUUCCCAGACUUCUAGCGCUGGCAGAGCGAGCUUGGCACAAAGCACCAUGGGAAGAUAUUCAAAACGAUGCGGAAUUGAAGGAAAAAGUGGUUGAAGAAUGGAAACAAUUUUCUAGUUUUAUCGUAAAGCAUGAGCUACGAAGACUGGAAAAKCUUGGCAUCAAAUAUCGUAUACCUCCGCCUGGCAUAAGGUUUGAAGGGAAAUCUAUCAAAGUACGAACCGCUUUACCAGGACUUCCAGUUCAGUUCUCCAAAGAUGGAGGAAAAUCGUGGCACGACGUCACUGAAGACACGCAGAUUGAAGAAAACGUCAUGGUGAGGACGAGUUCAAUAGAUCGUCGGCGCAUGAGCAGAACGAUUGAAGUUCAAGGUCCAAAGUAGUUCCUGUUUGGUCCAAAGAAACCGAUCAAAAUAGUGAAGAAUUUGUGUUAAUUUUUUUCUUUAUCAAUUCAUCUAUUUAUUUACUUAUUUAAGUAUUUAUUGUUAAAUUAAUUAAUAAAGUAAUGUAUUUAUUUGA